This is a messenger RNA of Symbiodinium sp. CCMP2592, 489 nucleotides long. Lineage: Eukaryota; Dinophyceae; Suessiales; Symbiodiniaceae. The record is from the annotation of a GenBank genome assembly.
AUGGCUCCACCCUCCUGGCUCUGCUCUGGGGGGAGCUACAACGAGGUCGAUCUCUUCGCUGAAGGGCUUCUAUCUGACCAGGAGCUCAUAUCGAAUGCAGAGAGCGAGAAUAUGACUUCUACAUGGCUCUUGCGAGCUGUCGGCAUUUGUCUAUGCAUUGGUGGCGUGGUCAUGUUCCUGAAUCCUUUGCAGACACUAGCCAAUCUCGUGGAUCAGUUCUUCUCCUGGUUCCGCAGCAUCCCGGUGCUGGGAUGGCUCCUGGACACCUUGGGAGACGCAGUAGCUUUAGCCGUGGGGUGUGCCAUCUUUGGCGUUUCAGUAGGCAUUGGCCUUCCCUCCGCUUUGAUUGUCAUGAGCAUUUCUUGGUGCGCCGUGCGACCCCUGCUGGGCAUUCCAAUGUUGCUGGCCUGCGUGGCUGCCCUUUGCAUGGCCUUGAAGUCUUUGUUCCGCAUGGCCGAGCAGGGCAAGGGGAAGAGGAAGGUCGCCUGA